This is a messenger RNA of Scophthalmus maximus (turbot), 3453 nucleotides long. RefSeq names its product DnaJ (Hsp40) homolog, subfamily C, member 3b (gene dnajc3b). Gene Ontology annotation, molecular function: protein-folding chaperone binding; misfolded protein binding. The record is from RefSeq and is a predicted model, not a curated record. The transcript has 12 exons. Gene Ontology annotation, biological process: protein folding in endoplasmic reticulum. Bases 399 to 1898 code for a protein of 499 amino acids. Lineage: Eukaryota; Metazoa; Chordata; Actinopteri; Pleuronectiformes; Scophthalmidae. Gene Ontology annotation, cellular component: endoplasmic reticulum.
CGGUGACUAAAGGUUUCGUCUUCUAAGUGUUCAAGUCGCCAAUUGUUGCGCUGCUCCGUCUUCAUUCUACGUGAAUGGUUUUUAAAUUAAUGUAAAGACCACUUAUUCUUGUUUCAGUGGUAAAAGCUUUAUUAAACGAUAUUUUUUUUGGGAGGAGGGGGGGAACCCUUCAGCGGCGUAUCUUAUUUCCACACGGAACACUGUCGCACAGGGAUCGUAAAUACACCGUCGUCGCUGCCCCCUUCGAUCGGUCCGGAAGGCGGUAGAGGAAACGAUGAGGAUUUGACAAAGAAAACAAUCCGCCCGUUUCAAUGAAACAACCCGGCGUUCUGUCUCGAGGUGAAAGCAGAGCCGUCGACUUCCCCGGCGCCGGUGUCAGAAAGUGAAGAGCUUCCGCAAUGGAGUCGUGUCGGCGGACCGGACUCAGCGGGGUCCUGUGCUCCCUGUCACUGCUGUGUGUCAUCCUGGACAUCCAACUGGACGGCGUCUUGGGGGCGACCCGCGUCGAGAUCGAGCACCACUUGGAAAUGGGCCGCAAGCUUUUGGCGGCCGGUCAGCUGGCCGAGGCCUUGUCCCACUACCACUCGGCUGUGGAGGGAGACUCCAAGAAUUACCUGACCUACUACAAGCGAGCUGCGGUCUUCCUGGCUAUGGGGAAAUCCAAAUCUGCCCUGCCGGACCUGACCAGAGCCAUCCAGCUCAAGCCUGACUUUUUGGCUGCCAGGUUGCAGAGGGGGAAUAUCCUGCUGAAGCAGGGCAACACGCUGGAGGCCAGGGAGGACUUUGAAGCAGUGCUGCAGCGCUCUCCAGACCACGACGAAGCUCACAACCAGCUCUCGAGAGCAAAGGAGCUGGAGGAGCUGCAGGAGGAGUCCCACGCUGCUUACCACCAAGGGGACUACAGCACUGCCAUUGCCGUGCUGGAGAGAGUUAUAGAGGUCGCUCCUUGGGACCCCGAGUCGCGGGAGCUCCGUGCGGAAUGCUACAUCCGAAUGGGCGAUCCGCAAAAAGCCAUCCAGGAUCUGACUCCGACGACGAGGCUGCGCAACGACAACCGUGCCGCCUUCCUGAAGCUCAGCACACUGCAUUAUAGCCUGGGAGAACACCACGAGUCACUCAAUCAUGUCCGGGAGUGUCUGAAGCUCGACCAGGACGACAAGGAGUGUUUCAGCCACUACAAGCAGGUGAAAAAACUCAGCAAGCAGCUGGACUCGGCAGAGGAGCUCAUUCAGGAGGAGAGGUAUGAGGAGGCCAUUGAUAAGUACGAAUUGGUGAUGAAAACGGAACCUAAUGUUUUAUACUACACCAACUUGGCCAGAGAGAGGAUCUGCUUCUGCCUCGUCAAGAUCAAGUCGGCUCCGGAGGCGAUAGACGUGUGCUCGGAGGCCCAUCAGCGAGCCCCCCGCAACGCCAACAUCCUCCGAGACCGAGCGGAGGCGUUCAUCCUCAACCAGGAAUACGAGAAAGCGGUGGAGGACUAUCAGGAGGCGAGAGAGUUCGAUAGUGACAGCAACGAAAUCAGAGAAGGAUUGGAGCGAGCACAGAAACUGCUCAAACUCUCUCGCAAGAGAGACUACUAUAAAAUCCUCGGUGUCGGCAGGAAUGCCAACAAGCAGGAGAUCAUCAAGGCAUACAGGAAGCUGGCACAGCAGUGGCAUCCGGACAACUUCCAGUCGGAGACGGAGAAGAAGGAGGCGGAAAAGAAAUUUAUCGACAUUGCUUCGGCUAAAGAGGUCCUAACCGACCCAGAAAUGAGGCAGAAGUUUGACGCCGGCGAGGAUCCCCUUGACCCGGAGAACCAGCAAGGUGGUGGUGGUGGAGGACAGCAGGGCUGGCCUUUUCACUUCAACCCCUUCGAGUCCGGGGGCAGCUACCACUUCAAGUUCCAGUACAACUAGACAAAGGAAGAUGACUUUUACGAACACAGAGGGCGGCGGGGAGGGGUGGGCGACAUUUUUCCGGAUCGGAUGGGACAUAGGGAGAAGAUCUGUGGCGCUUUUACGGAGAAGUCUUCCUCCAGAACUUGUGCUUCUGCCUGGAAACCGUUCCGUGGGUUACUUGAACCUUUUGAUUUUUGUUUUCAUGCUGUGUCUGGACAGCAGAGGUUUGAGCUUUUAAGUCAAAAAGAAGCUGGACUUAACCACAAAAACUAAGGACCUUAUUGAACUUGUGGCACCCGAUGAGCUAACGUGUUGUUAUCUUGUGUCAACAUUUCAGGUCCUUAGGAAUGGAAAAGUGAUGGUUGAAAAAGCAGUCACUGGACUUGGGAUUGUCUGCUCUUAUUACUUUAUUUUUUUGUGCCAUUUAUUUUAAAAACUUUAUUGAAGAACUCCUUUUUAUUAAAAAAAAAAUUGCAGUUGCUCCAGCUUGGACAUUACAUAGAUUGCUGUCGGUUUUCAUCGCAGCAUUCUUUAGAGCAAUUAAAUGUUGACUGAUCUUGGUCUAUAUUCGUCUUGACCAUGUCAAAGGAGCUCUACACGAGGAAACAAUAUUCUCCUUGUUGGGCUUCUACAUUAACGAUAAGUGGACAAGAUUUUAGCACGAGGUGUAAAAGUUCUGAAAUCCUAUGGAUCUUGAAUCAUCGUAGUCGCUCUGUGAUUUUGCUUUUGUUUUUAUUGGAAUGAUGUGUGAUGUCUUCAUUUGGGUAGAAAUAUACUGUCCACGGACAAUACAUCCAAACUGCAAACAUUAUGGGUGUAACCGAAAUUUGAAAAGUGGGUCAAAAUGCUAGAAAUAACCGACGUAGUUCACUAUUUAUUGUGCAAAGGCGUGGCAACCGAUGACUGAGUGAAGAACUGUAAUAUUUCCUUCUCUCUCUCUCUCUCUCCCUCCCUUAUAACUCAUGUCUUUGGAAACUGGCACUUUUAAAAACCACUCCACAUGUUCUCCACUCCUGAAAUGUUACUGCAGGCUUUAAAAGAAGAGGAAAAAAAAGUCUUUUACAAACCGAGUGUGUCUUCAGUGGCUAUCUGAUAGCCUCCAUAUACGAAUAGGUCUAACAAAAAUAUGUGGAAUGUUACAGAGUUGGGAGCUUGCACACCUGAGGCGCAACUGUGUGCAAAUCACAAACGAUUUAAUUGGAGAUUAGUCCCAACAGGUGGCACUGAGAGGCACACUUGUUGGAGAUGAAGGCGUAACAAAGUGCAACUUUGCGACAAGGCGGUAGGUUUUACUGACCACACAGCUGUUUAACUAAAACUGACAAUUCUUUUUUUAAAGAUUUUAUUCUCUUUUAUUUAGCACAAAUUAAGUUAUAUUUUUCUCUAUCUUAUGGACUGUAACUGCUUUGAAUCCCUUCUACUUCUCGACCACGUGAACCAAUGUGACAAGCUCUUUGUAUUUAAAUUGGACUGUUCGGUUUCUGGGGGUUUUCCUGUCGUUAGGGGCACUGAUUUUUUUUUUUUUUGGUUGCCAAACUGAAUCAUGCUCAAGUGUAUUAAAAUAUUGAAACAA